AUGCCAGGCUCGGAGGACCACGAUGAUGGCGAUACCGCCAAGGGCCUAUUGCAGAAUAUUCUGGAAAGGGUAUCCAAUGGGGCCGAGACUGUCGGGUCUGCUAUGCACAAUGCCCGGGCGAGCUAUGAGGAAUCUGGCCGGCACUUCAAGGGCAAGAUUAUGUCGAAAUUGAUGACAUAUGGAGCUGGCAUGCGAAAUGAUGCACGGGCUUUCUUCAAGAAUGUGGAAGUUCCUACAGAAGUGCAAACUACAAUCUACGAAGGAUAUGAGGGUGAUCGUAAAGUAGUGCAGACUUCAAUACCAGUGAUCGAUGUACACGAACUCCUCGAUUUCCUUCAGACGGAGGUUCAGCUGGUCUGUCCAAUGGACCAGGAUGAUCUGGAUUGCAUGGUACCAUUCAGCAUCUACGGCGACGAGCUGACAUUGGCCAAGGACAGCCGGGAUAAGGAUUCUUGCACGAUCCAUGAGAAUCUUCAGACACUGGCUCCGAUCUUGGAGCAUAUUGUCUGGAGCUGCAAUCAGGCAGGCCAAAAGUUUUCGGGCGGCACUCGCUGGGUGUGUGCCGAGCUAAAGGGUGACUGGAAGUGGCAUGAGCGAACUUUGACUGCCUUCUCCAACUGGUUCAGCAGCAGCGAGAAGGCGAAGCGGUUCUUGACCCCGGCCCAAAGCCAAGAUAUUUAUGACAAUGGAAUGCUGUUUCUGAAAUGCCACCUGCAAUUGACCCGAGUCUCGCAUCGGCUGCAGAUCUUCGCCUGGAUCCUGAAACCAAAGUAUCAUGCAAUGCUCCAUCUCCUGGAGCAGAGCCACAAGUGGCAUUACAACUCCCGCUACACACACUGCUUCGCUGGCGAAGAUGCAAUGGGUUGGCUCAAACGUGCCUGA
Symbiodinium sp. CCMP2456 is the source of this 882-nucleotide messenger RNA. NCBI's taxonomy places the organism in Eukaryota, Dinophyceae, Suessiales, Symbiodiniaceae. The record is from the annotation of a GenBank genome assembly.